Messenger RNA from Mercenaria mercenaria, 7658 nucleotides. RefSeq names its product stromal interaction molecule 2-like. Gene Ontology annotation, biological process: store-operated calcium entry; activation of store-operated calcium channel activity; intracellular calcium ion homeostasis. The record is from RefSeq and is a predicted model, not a curated record. NCBI's taxonomy places the organism in Eukaryota, Metazoa, Mollusca, Bivalvia, Venerida, Veneridae. Gene Ontology annotation, molecular function: calcium channel regulator activity; protein binding; calcium ion binding. The coding region runs from base 199 to 2340 and encodes 713 amino acids. Gene Ontology annotation, cellular component: endoplasmic reticulum; plasma membrane. The transcript is spliced from 16 exons.
CAUGAAGUUUGACAGGAAGUUUUCGUGGAAUAAAAUUGUGUGUUAUUUUGCAGCGAAAUAUUUUUUGUAUUUAUAAAUAUUACACAAAAUGGAAGUAUUCAAAAUUAAUUGUGAAUGAUGAAAGAAAGUUGGUUUAAUGUCUGUACUACUGGAAAUAAUUAAUUCGAUCUUUUCUAAGUGAAUUAUGCUUGGAAUAAGAUGUCAGAAAUGUGUUGGAAGUUUUACAAAGUGUUCCUUUUAGCAGUUUUUGCAUGUUUUUUCUUACUUGGAAAGAGUUGCAUAGAUGCACAGGCUGUUAAGUCAUCAACAGCUGAUAAAACACCAACAGAACAAGAAAGAAUUCCUUUGCCAGAUGAAAAUUGCCCAAAAGAAGACAUACCAUGUCAAGAAGACAUUGUAUCAUUAGACGCCAUAAAAACACUUCAUAAACAGAUUGAUGAUGAUGAAAGUGGAAAUAUCGAUAAAAAUGAAAGCAAAGAGUUUUUCCGAGAUGAAUUACAGAACACAGAUGGUUUUGAAAGACAGUCUAUAUUCCACGGUCACGAUGAUAAAAUUAGCGUUGCAGAUCUCUGGAAUGCAUGGAAACGAUCAACUGUGUAUAACUGGACUGUAGAUGAUGUUGUAGAAUGGUUGAUAUGGUCAGUAGACCUGCCGCAGUAUGGUCAGUUGUUGAAGGAUAAACACAUCAAUGGAUCAUACUUGCCAAGGGUUGCUGUAAACAGUCAUCAUUUUAUCAGCAAAGAACUUGGUAUCAAGAACCCUGUACACAAGCAUAAACUCUCCAUUAAAGCCAUGGAUGUUGUUUUGUUCGGCCCAACUAAACGAGCACAUAAUGUAUUGAAAGAUAUUAUCCUAGUUACAUCAAUAAUUGUUGCUCUUGGUGGAUGUGUGUUUGCAUACAGACAGAAUAAAACAUCGAAAGAACAAUUGAAGAAAAUGAUGGUGGAUUUAGACCAGCUACAGAAAGCUGAGGAAUCUGUACUGUCAAUGAGUGAAAAAUUACAGAAGGCAGAGGAAGUUCAGAACGAGGUUGUUAAAGAGAAAACUGCAAUAGAAAGAAAAUAUAAAGAGGAAAUAGAAACUGCAAAGGAAGUUGCAGAGCGGUUAAAGCAGGAAAGACAAGACAGUAACCUGGAGGAGUUGUCACGGUUACAGUUAGCCGAGGAAGAACUCAUUCAGGUGAGACAGGCAUUAAGACAAGCUGAGUCGGAGUUAGAAUCAAGAUUGAGUUACGGGGCACCAGCUGAACUCCAGCAAUGGUUACAAUUUACGUUUGAAUUAGAAAAUCAGCAUUUCACAGCGAAGCAACAAGCAGCGCAGAGACAGUUUGGAUCUGCAAAAGAUGCUUGUGAAAAAAUUCGUAAGAAGCGUACAGGUGUGUUAGGGACGUGGAGAAUAGCUCAGGGAAGUUCUAUAGAUGAUAUUGAUCAGAGGAUCGUACAAGCAAGAAUGGCGCUAGAAGAAAUUAAACAUGAUAUGCAGGAACGACAACAGAGAUGGCAGAGUAUAGAAAGCUACUGUGGUUUUCCAAUAAGAACAAAUCCUGGCAUGGCAAAAUUAGAACAUGCUUUAUAUGGGGAUGGAGGCUCCUCACGUCUUGCCAGUCUUGUAGCGCCAAUGAAUGUAGAGGAUGCAGACGAAGAUUUCCCGCCACAUUUUCCCACUGCCACAGCGAUGUUAUUUACCCAGAAGCCCAAUGGUUGUGUUCGUUCCCCGACAUAUUCAGAUUUAGCAACACUGAAAAGGAAAAUGAGUCUUCGAGGUCUGGGCAGCAAUAUGACAGAAUUGAAGCGUCGUCAGGUCACAAUGGGCAGCAACAGUUCGCUAACAAAGUCAACGUCCUUCAGCGCGUCUGCUAAAAGAGAUUCUUUAGAUUCGCCGCCCGUCAUAAAAUCUGCAGUCGCCAGCUCAAAUGUUAAUGGAAACCAUUCCCCUUCUGUAGCAUUCCAUUUAGGAAGUCAAAGCCCUGGGACUUCACCAGACACACCCGACAGUGUAUUUUUAGGUCGUUUAUCUCCUGUUAGUGAUGAAGCGCGAUUUCCACGUUCCAAAUCUAUGUGUGGAAUGGGCCCUGUUCAAAAUGGGUCAAGAAUCCCUAGAUUUGACGCUGCAAAAACGCCUGUGAAAAAUGACGUAAAUUUAUCGCGAAGUGAUUCCGAGAAUAAUCUUCAGAAAAGGAUUUUACAGAAGCAAGUUGGAACUGUAGGUGGUGUUGGUAGUUCAAGUCAAGAUGAUGAUAGCCUUUCUGGAACCGAGUCUUUAGAUAGUGAAGGAAAAAGUAAAAAGGAAAAGAAAAAGCUCAAAUUGAUCCCUAAAUUUAUGCGGAAAACUGAUGUUUGAGACUUUGACGUUAAAAUUGAGAUACUUGAAAGAAAAUCUUGACAACACAUGUUUAUUCAAAAGGCCAGGUCAUGUUAUGAUGAUCAUGUGAUGUGAUAAUUUGCAUAUUAUGUUACUAAUUUGCAUAAAAAACUAAUUUGUACAUAGCUAUUUUUCUUAUGUAUAUGUGUAAAUUUAAUUAUAUAGUACAUUUUUGAUAUUUCCUUUCGCAUUUAAAGUAUUGUGUUUAGAAAUUCAAUUAAUUUUGAUUGUUGUGAGAAUAAUUAUUACACAAUGUAUAUGUUUUCCAAUUUAUGAAAUUAUUUGAGAAGUGAUUGGACUAUUCAGUUAAUAUUUAUUCUGUAACUUACUAAGUUUCUUUUUUUUUUUUUUAAUUUAUAUUAAUGUGAAUGGAGAACAUAAUGAAAAUCUGUCAUAAGGGUGGGCCUCCAGAGUUAUGUGAUUUGUAUUGAAAUUAAGAAUGUGCUUUCAUUGCUUUCUAAAGGUAAAAAAAGUAAAAUCAAAGUCAUUCAGAGAAUGAUAGGCAGUACUAAUUAGAGAAUAAAAGUUUUGUAGACUACAGGUAUUAAAUACAUGUAUGUAGAAAAGGUAUGAUGUAAGACACAAAUCUGUUGUUUUUAGAAAAAAGGAAAUUUAGCUGUAGUUUAUAUAGCUUACUCAUAAAAUGUCAACUUAAAUGAAAUUCAGCGCCAGUCUGAGAAUGCUGUCUAUCGAUUGGUUAAUUUAAAAUUUGCAGUCAGAAUUAACCAAUCAGCUUCUCAAAUUCUGAUACUGGUCUGCACAAUUUUCUUUUGAACCUUUGACUCUUUAUGUUCAGUGAGCACUUUGGCAGAUUUCCAAUAUUUCUCAGUCUAAGGUAGCAUUAGAUAAUGUUAUAUAUUAUUUGACUUUAUUGUGUUCAAACAACAUCUUAUGCAAUAUUUACCAGUUUCACACACAUAUCAGCCCCCAUAGGUUCAAAACCCAUAGAUAGGUAGUUACUACAGUAAAACACUUGUUCACAUGAGCAUUGAUGGCUCAAGUACCUGGGCUGACUCCAGCAAUUCAUGUAGUUCUAGGUUGUUUUCCAUAUAUUUUCUAGGUUCAGAUCACUUGAAAUUCUGGAUAACUUGAGCAUAUUGUUCUUUUCCUUACGAACUCGAGUUAUGCUAAUAGAAGAGAAUGUAAGACUUGGUAUACCGGUAGUUGCAUGCAGUGUCAGUGUGAUGAUCCUUUGAUGAGUUCUGAAGCAAUAUUGCAGAAUUAUUAUGCAUAUGACUCCUUUUGAAAAAUUACCGAAAUAAUUUGUAUGAAUAUUUCUUUCAUUUUACCUCAGAGCUUCAACAUUUCCUUAUUAGCUCACCUGUCACAAAGUGACAAGGUGAGCUUUUGUGAUUGCGUGUUGUCCGUCCGUAAACUUUUGCUUGUGACCACUCUAGAGGUCACAUUUUUCAUGGGAUCUUUAUGAAAGUUGGUCAGAAUGUUCACCUUGAUGAUAUCUAGGUCAAGUUCGAAACUGGGUCAGGUGCUGAUAAAAACUAGGUCAGUAGGUCUAAAAAUAGAAAAGCCUUGUGACCUCUCUAGAGGCCAUAUAUUUCACAAGAUCUUCAUGAAAAUUGGUCAGAAUGUUCACCUUGAUGAUAUCUAGGUCAAGUUCGAAACUGGGUCACGUGCCAUCAAAAACUAGGUCAGUAGGUCUAAAAAUAGAAAAACCUUUUGACCUCUCUAGAGGCCAUAUAUUUCACAAGAUCUUCAUGAAAAUUGGUCAGAACGUUCACCUUGAUGAUAUCUAGGUCAAGUUCGAAACUGGUUCACGUGCCUUCAAAAAGUAGGUCAGUAGGUCAAAUAAUAGAAAAACCUUGUGACCUCUCUAAAGGCCAUAUUUUUCAUGGGAUCUGUAUGAAAGUUGGUCUGAAUGUUCAUCUUGAUGAUAUCUAGGUCAAGUUCGAAAGUGGGUCACUUGCGGACAAAAACUAGGUCAGUAGGUCUAAAAAUAGAAAAACCUUGUGACCUCUCUAGAGGCCAUAUAUUUCAUGAGAUCUUCAUGAAAAUUGGUCAGAAUGUUCAUCUUGAUGAUAUCUAGAUCAAGUUCAAAAGUGGGUCACGUGCUGUCAAAAACUAGGUCAGUAGGUCAAAUAAUAGAAAAACCUUGUGACCUCUCUAGAGGCCAUAUUUUUCAUGGGAUCUGUAUGAAAGUUGGUCUGAAUGUUCAUCUUGAUGAUAUCUAGAUCAAGUUCGAAACUGGGUCACGUGCGGUCAAAAACUAGGUCAGUAGGUCUAAAAAUAGAAAAACCUUGUGACCUCUCUAGAGGCCAUAUAUUUCAUGAGAUCUUCAUGAAAAUUGGUCAGAGUGUUCAUCUUGAUGAUAUCUAGAUCAAGUUCGAAACUGGGUCACGUGCUGUCAAAAACUAGGUCAGUAGGUCAAAUAAUAGAAAAACCUUGUGACCUCUCUAGAGGCCAUAUUUUUCAUGGGAUCUGUAUGAAAGUUGGUCUGAAUGUUCUUCUUGAUAAUAUCUAGGUCAAGUUCGAAAGUGGGUCACAUGCUUUUAAAAACUAGGUCAGUAGGUCAAAUAAUAGAAAAACCUUGUGACCUCUCUAAAGGCCAUAUUUUUCAUGGGAUCUGUAUGAAAGUUGGUCUGAAUGUUCAUUUUGAUGAUAUCAAGGUCAAGUUCGAAACAGGGUCAUGUGCGGUCAAAAACUAGGUCAGUAGGUCUAAAAAUAGAAAAACCUUGUGACCUCUCUAGAGGCCAUACUUGUGAAUGGAUCUCCAUAAAAAUUGGUCCGAAUGUUCAUCUUGAUGAUAUCUAGGUCAGGUUCGAAAGUUGGUCACGUGCAGUCUAAAAGUAGGUCAGUAAGUCAAAUAAUGAAAGAACGUUGUGACCUCUCUAGAGGCCAUAUUUUUCAUGGGAUCUGUAUGAAAGUUGGUCUGAAUGUUUAUCUUGAUGAUAUAUAGGUCAGGUUUGAAACUGGGUCAAGUGUGAUCAAAAACUAGGUCAGUAGGUCUUGAAAUAGGAAAACCUUGUGACCUCUCUAGAGGCCAUACCCUUGAAUGGAUCUUCAUGAAAAUUGGUCAGAAUGUUCACCUUGAUGAUACUAGGUCAAGUUUGAAACUGGGUCACGUGCCUUAAAAAACUAGGUCAGUAGGUCAAAUAAUAGAAAAACCUUGUGACCUCUCUAGAGGCCAUACUUUUCAUGGGAUCUGUAUGAAAGUUGGUCUGAAAGUUCAUCUUGAUGAUAUCUAGGUCAAGUUUGAAACUGGGUAAACUGCGGUCAAAAACUAGGUCAGUAGGUCUAAAAUUAGAAAAAUCUUUUGACCUCUCUAGAGACCAUAUUUUUCAAUUGAUCUUCAUGAAAAUUGAUCUGAAUGUUCACCUUGAUGAUAUCUAGGUCAGUUUUGAAUCUGGGUCACGUGCAGUCAAAAACUAGGCCAGUAGGUAUAAAAAUAGAAAAACCUUGUGACCUCUCUAGAGGCCAUAUUUUUCAUGAGAUCUUCAUGAAAAUUAGUGAGAAUGUUCACCUUGAUGAUAUCUAGAUAAAGUUCAAAACAGGGUCACGUACCUUUGAAAACUAGGUCAAUAGGUGAAAUAAUAGAAAAACCUUGUGACCUCUCUAGAGACCAUAUUUUUCAAUGGAUCUUCAUGAAAAUUGGUCAGAAUUUUUAUCUUGAUAAUAUCUAGGUCAAGUUCAAAACUGGAUCACAUGAGCUCAAAAACUAGGUCACUAUGUCAAAUAAUAGAAAAAACGACGUCAUACUCAAAACUGGGUCAUGUGGGAAGAGGUGAGCGAUUCAGGACCAUCAUGGUCCUCUUGUUUAUAAACGUUUUUAUUUUUCUACUACCUACAUUCCAUUGUAGAUGCUUAUUCUAUUUAAGGGUUCAUAAUGAAAGUCGGUUAAAAGGAUAGAAUAAUAUUACUUGAUACUCGAGUCGUGUAACAAAUUUGAAGGAAGUGUUAUAUUGUGACUUAGGCUUAAUUUUGAUUGAAUGGUGUGUGAGUUUGCAUAUGGAAGAUGCAUGCUCACCUAUAUAUAAAUGGUGAACUCUUAAAACUUAUUUUUAAUAAAAAAAAAAGUUAAGGAAGAUUGUGAUUAUUUCAUUAAUGGCUUUUGUACCUAAAGACAUUAAUAUGCAGUUAGUGUCCACAGACAGUGCAUAAUGGUACUUUGAAGUUGAUAGUGACUGGUGUUUAUCUUCACUAAAUUAAUUAUUUUAACAAAUUUUAAAUGAUCAAUGGAAAAAAGCAGGGCCAUUACCAGUCAUGAUAUUUCCAUACUGAUCCAGGAUUGAAGAUUGUAAAACUGAGCUUUUGAGACCAGUCGGAGAAUGCAGCCUUGCCAUUGGUUGAUUUCAAAUUUGUGUACAAAAGCAACCAAUCAAAUGCUGAAGUUUUGAGAGUGGUUUUCACCUUUGGCCCAGGGAUUUUACAAAAAUGAAUUACAGGUCAUAUGGUGUGGCCAAAUACUUUGUUGUUACUGAAUUUAGGUAAAAUACAUAAAAAUUACAAGGUUUAUUUGGUAGCAUGCAUGUUCUCUCAUGACAUUAUUGUACAUCGAAAUACGAAAAAACAAAAUGCUCCUUUAUGUGUAAUAUACCUAAUACUUAUUUUUGUAUAGAAGCAAAAAGAAAUGAGCCGUGCCAUGAGAAAACCAACAUAGUGGGUUUGCGACCAGCAUGGAUCCAGACCAGCCUGCGCAUUUGCGCAGUCUGGUCAGGAUCCAUGUUGUUCGCUAACAGUUUCUCCAAUUCCAAUAGGCUUUAAAAGCGAACAGCAUGGAUCCUGACCAGACUGCGCGGAUGCGCAGGCUGGUCUGGAUCCAUGCUGGUCGCAAACCUCUCAUGGCACGGCUCAAAUGUAGAUACAGUUUAUGUUUUGCAAGUUGUAUGUAAUUCCUGAGCUUGUUGUUAAGUUUAAGACCCGACAGUGUUGGAAAAAAGCAUACUUGUUUGUGACCUUCUGUAUUGUUUUUAUUUGUACAGGUUAAAAACCUAAUUUGUUCGAAAUUGCUUCAGACUGGUUGCACACAUUUGUUUCAUCAUAGAAUCAUAGAGAAUUGUAUAGUUACUUUUUCUCAAAUUGGUUAAGGGCAUGUUUAAUUUUUUUAAGCAUUCUUAUUUAUAAAUAAAAAAUGAAAAACAUUUCUGUUAAACAUGUGAGGUGGUCUGAAUGUCUUUUUAUUUUAGGAUUAUUGGAUAAGAUUUUUUUUAUGCAUUAUUUGUUUCCUUUAUCAAACACUCCAUACAUGUGCAAGUAUUGUUGUUGAUGUAUACUUAUAUAUAUAUCUCUGAUCUCUGUUUCUGCAUUGAUUGAAAUAAAGGUGGUCGUUCACUCUGUAAAUUGUU